Molecule: messenger RNA, 3331 nt
Organism: Hypomesus transpacificus
Lineage: Eukaryota; Metazoa; Chordata; Actinopteri; Osmeriformes; Osmeridae
Gene: pkn3
Product: protein kinase N3
Exons: 22
Coding region: 197-3028 (943 amino acids)
Biological process (GO): signal transduction; protein phosphorylation
Molecular function (GO): small GTPase binding; ATP binding; protein serine/threonine kinase activity
Source: RefSeq, a predicted model, not a curated record
CCCAUCUGUAUUGUGUUUUGCUUUUCUCUUAACAAACUACAGAGUUUGUUCUCUAACCUAUAUUGACAUUUUUAAUGAUUUUAGUGGAACGUUUGUUAGCCAGCUAUAGUAAGCUACCCUAGCAAACUUGAGGAUUGCGGACGGCGGGUUAGUGUUUUGGAAACCCCAUUGUCAUAAAAAAGUGUGCUAUUUUGACAUGGCAGGUUUAACACUUCAGAACACUUGCAUGCAAGGCUUUGUUGAUGGAGACAUCCUGGACCCCAAAUUUCAGCAGCGACUUGAAGAUGCACGCACCACGCUCAGGCAGGAGAUCCAGCGCGAGCUGAAGAUCAAGGAGGCAGCAGAGAGGCUUCGACGUGCUGUCACUAACCGCAAGAGUGCUGCUGAUGUAGAAGGCCAGCUGAGAGCAUCAAACCGCAAGUUGGAGCACUUACACUGGGAGUUGCAAGAACUCACUGCCCGUGCCAUGGCCACAGAAAAGGACAGAAAUGCAGUAGAGGACACCACAUCACCUGACCCAUGUUGUUGGGAGGAACCCAUGUCACCAUUGGCUAAUCGUGUCAUCACAUUGAAAAAACAGUUGACCAUGGAGACCAAAGUUAAACAGGGGGCUGAGAACAUCAUUCAGACCUACGCCAGCAGCUCCGUAAAGGACCGUAAAUUGGUUUUUACAGCCCAGCAAAUGUUACAAGACAGUCGGACUAAGAUUGAGUUGCUCCGCAUGCAAAUUGUCAAAGUUAACCAGACUAGAAAUGGGGAUAGAGAUGCCACAGAUAUGGAUGGUCGAAAGCCAGAUGCUAUUGGUCUUCUCGAACUAAGAGUGGCAGAACUCAGGCACCACCUAAAGAUUGAGGCAGCUGUGGCUGAGGGUGCCAAGAAUGUGGUGAAGCAACUGGGGGGACUCAAGGUGCUGGAUCACCGGGGAUUAGCAGAGGCCCGGGCACGAUUUCAAGAAUCCUCUCAGAAGAUUGACCUGCUGCAUCUGUCUUUGGAACGGCGAUUGAAUGAGCUUCCCCAAGACCAUCCCCAACGUGCUGCUAUAAAGGACGAACUCACUCAGGGGUCAACACCCUCCAUGGGUUUGCAGAAAGGAAGCUUAAACUCCAGUACUACUUCAGUUUCUUCUUCUGGCUCUUCUAAGUUCUUUAAACCCGUCAGCCUUACAGGGAGACUUGAGGUACGUAUUAUGGGCUGUCAGGACCUGUUGGAAUCUAUUCCCAGCCGCUGUCACAUGACCAGCAUCCAAACAACCCCUGAAAGCCCCUCAGAGGCUAAGUCCUUGAAGCUGAGAGCUGGCCUUUAUGGUCGAGGCACCAAUGGCAAAGCCUCUAAAACUGACGAACUCUCCUCUGAGAUCAGCGCUGUGCUGAAGUUGGACAAUAGAAUGGUCGGUAGCACCAACUGGAGAUCCCUCAGCAAAGAUGCCUGGAACCAGAGCUUCAGCAUUGAACUUGAGCGAUCCAGAGAGCUGGACAUUGGUGUGUACUGGCGGGAUUGGAGGAACCUGUGUGCAAUCCAGUUCCUUCGUCUGGAGGACUUUCUGGAUAACCAGCGCCAUAGCCUGUGUCUGAACCUUGAGCCCCAAGGCAUGCUGUUCACAGAGGUCACCUUUAUCAAACCUGUCAUAGAGCGGCUCACCAAACUGCAGAGACAGAAGCGCAUUUUUCCGAAAGAAAAAGGGAAACAUUUUUUACGGGCAGCCCAGAUGAACAUGAACUUUGCUACAUGGGGUCGUCUGAUGAUGAGCAUCCUGCCCCCCUGUGGCUCCCUGGCAGCCAUGGGCCUGGAUGUUAUCUCUCCCCCCAUAACUGAGAGAACUGUGUCCACCCCUAAUCUUCAAGGAGAUGCUGCUGUGAUGAAACUCGACUUUAGUGAAGACCGUCCUGCUAAAGCCCCACGUCACACACUGGAAAAAACUCCUGCACCACAAAUCUCUCCCUCUGUGCCUUUUAUAGAUGGCGCAUCUGAAUACCAUGCACCCAUAGAAAAGACCAUAUACCAUCCCUCUCCUAAGAAAAAAGGAUUGCAGAUGGACGAUUUCAAUUGCAUCUCCGUUCUGGGAAGAGGACACUUUGGAAAGGUCCUGCUGGCACAGUAUAAGAAGUCUGGGCAAAUAUUCGCCAUAAAAGCACUGAAGAAAGGUGAUGUGGUGACACGUGAUGAAGUGGAAAGUCUUAUGUGUGAGAAGAGGAUUUUUGAGACAAUCAACCAAUCAGACCAUCCCUUCCUGGUGAAUCUGCAUGGCAGCUUCCAGACGGUGGAACACUUUUGCUUUGUCAUGGACUAUUCACCUGGUGGCGACCUAAUGACUCACAUACAUGCAAACAUCUUCACUGAGAAACAGACCCGGUUCUAUGCUUCCUGUGUGCUUCUCGGACUGGAGUUUCUUCAUCAGAACAAAAUAGUUUACCGUGAUAUGAAGCUUGACAACCUGCUAAUGGAUGCAGAUGGCUUUGUAAAAAUAGCAGACUUUGGGUUGUGCAAAGAAGGUAUGGGCCACGGGGAUUACACUUCCACCUUCUGUGGCACACCUGAGUUUCUAGCUCCGGAGGUGUUGACAGAAAAUAACUACACACGCUCUGUGGACUGGUGGGGUCUGGGAGUGCUCAUUUAUGAAAUGCUGGUGGGGGAGUCUCCUUUUCCUGGUGAUGACGAAGAGGAGGUGUUUGACAGCAUUGUGAAUGAUGAAGUUCGCUAUCCUAGAUUCCUAUCACCUGAAUCUGUGUCCGUCAUCCAAAAGCUGCUACAAAAGAACCCUGAGAGAAGACUAGGAGCAGGAGAGCAGGAUUCUAACGAGGUCAAGAGACACAGGUUCUUCCAGGGUGUUGUCUGGGAGGCUUUACUAGCCAAAAAGGUGAAACCUCCAUUCAUACCCUCGAUUAAAGCACCAACAGAUGUCAGUAACUUUGACAAGGAGUUCACAUCUCUCAGACCUGUACUUACCCCUCCCCAAACACCUUACCUCCUAACUGCCAAGCAAAAGGAUAUAUUUGCUGAUUUUGACUUCUGCUCAAAGCAUUUAGUGUAAAGCUAUUUGGAAUGGUUUCCCUUGGCAACAUAACCACUGUUGCUCUAUUGUUUUGCCCCUAUCUUUGCAAACUCAAGCCCCUGUGUACACAUUCAUUGGCAUCCUACACUCACUGCCUACAACAUCUGUGCAUACUAAUGAGACAUUAGUCUGUUACUUUUACUUUGAAAACCACUGUUCUUAGCUAAAUUGAUUUCUUGUUCUUCUGUUAACUACAGUAGAUGGUUUUGUUUUGUCUCUUCCUUGUUCAAAUGUUUGUUAUUGAUUUGUGUUGUUAAGAAUGAGAAGCUUUGUUUUAUUACA